AUGCUGACUGCUCUUGAUGACCCUCUUAUCUUAGAUACCGGAUUUCCUUUUGUUUCCAGGACAGGAAAGACAAACGAUUUCACAAAAAUCAAAGGCUGGCGAGGGAAGCUUCAUGGUGCUUCUAGAAAUGAAGGUGGCAGUUCAGAAGGUUCCUUGAAGAAUCGCUCAGCGUUCUGUAGUGACAAGCUGGAUGAGUACCUGGAAAAUGAAGGGAAGCUGAUGGAAACGAGUAUGGGAUUCUCUUCUAGCACUCCCACGUCUCCUGUUGUGUAUCAGCUUCCCACUAAGAGCACCAGCUAUGUGCGAACACUCGACAGCGUUCUAAAGAAGCAGUCCACCAUAAUUCCAUCAACAUCUUACACGUUCAAACCUGCUCUUCCAUCAUCUACCUCUAGGAAGACAAGGACUCAGAGCAGACAGACAUCUACAAACAGUAGAGUGAAAUCGUCUUACAAACCUAUACUGCCUUCUCCUUACUCUGCAAAGCAGAAACAGAACUCGUCAGCAUCAGGGGAAAAGGCUGCUAAGUGUGUCUCAAAUAGCAGUUUGACUAACCAAGCAGAUAGUUCCACGGUGCCAGCUCUGGAUGAAAACAUACUUGCAAAACAGAUUAGUUUGCGCCAAGCAUCACAACAGCACCACGCAGCUCGUCCACCAGGUUUGUCGAAAUCUCAAGUCAAGUUAAUGGACUUGGAAGACUGUGCUCUCUGGGAUGGCAAACCACGGACUUACAUUACAGAGGAGCGAGCAGACAUCUCCCUGACAACCCUGCUUACAGCUCAGGCUUCUCUCAAAAACAAACCUAUCCACAAAAUAAUAAAACGACGAGCACCUCCUUGCAGUAAUGAUUUCUGCCGACUGGGUUGCAUAUGUGCUAGUCUAGCACUGGAGAAACGUCAGCCUACCCACUGCCGCAGGCCAGACUGUAUGUUUGGUUGUACUUGCUUGAAGAGAAAAGUGUUGCUCGUGAAGGGAGGAUCAAAACAUAAGAAAAUAAUGAAAAAGGCUGUACGUGGAAAUCUCGUGUUGUAUGGAACGCAAGAAGAGCAUCAAGAGGAUGAAGAUGUGGAAGAAGACGGUGAUGGGGAGGAAGAUGAGCUGAAACAGAAAGAUAAGAGGAGGAGAAAAAAGGUGGAAUACACUAUCUGUGACUCGGAGCCAGAACAGCCUAUUAGGAAUUGUCCUUUGUGGGUGAAAGUAGAAGGUGAAAUAGAUCCGGAGCCAAUUUAUAUCCCAACACCGUCUGUUAUUGAACCAGUUAAAUCUGCAGUACUGCCCAGCUCUGAAGUCGUGGUUUCUACUAAGCUUAGGUCUUCCAGUGGAGUAAAACCAGGCAGAGUGUAUACUCCUAAACCAAAUCCAGUGAUUCGAGAGGAGGACAAGGAUCCUGUCUACUUGUACUUUGAAAGUAUGAUGACCUGUGCAAGGGUCCGAGUGUAUGAACGCAGGAGAGAGGAGAGAAAGCAGCAAAAAGUCAAAAGUGAUUUGCAGAGUCCUAGUAUAAAGGAGGAUGAACCAGAGCUUCAGCCUCCUGAGAAAUCGACCUGUGAGAUAGACAAGGAUACUGGUAAAUCAGGAGAGAAAAGCUGGUGGUCUUCCCAUAGUGAGGGGGACUCUUCCUCCACCUCCUAUGUUCAUCACACCACUCCAGGUGGACCAACCAAACUUAUCGAGAUUAUUUCUGACUACAACUGGGAGGAAGAUCAUGAUAAGAUCUUGACCAUCUUAUCACAGCAUAUCAACAGUAACGUGCCACAGUGCCUCAAAGUGGGUAGCUUCAUUAUUGAAUUGGCUUCGGAACACAAGGCCCAGGAUGAGAACCACCCUCCUCUCUACUGCUCCAGAGUGAAAAUUUCAGUGCCGUCCUACCAGGACAAGGACAAGAAGCCUGAGAUACCUGUCUUGGAGACUCCUGAUAGUGGAGUGCCAUCAUGCAAAACCUCAGAAAAUCUAAAGUUCUGGCGGGCAGACACAUUGGACAAACUGCCGGAGAAGCUGCACGGGGGCAAAGGCUUGCCUGUUUAUGCAGGUGUUUCCCGUGCGGGAAGGCUGGUUGUCUACAAACGCAAAGAUAAUAUGAGUCCCUCAGGCUUGAUUCAGGUUAAUGAUAAAAGGUAUCCUCAGGCCAAACUGCUUUUGGGACAGAUGGGGGCAUUACAUCCCGCCAAUCGGCUAGCAGCUUAUAUCACAGGCAGGCUGCGACCCACAGUACUUGAUAUCUCAACCCUCAGUACUGUGAUCAACAAGGUAGCAUCCAAUGCUAAAGCAGCUGCUUCUGGGACACCAUCAGUCCAGGUGCCCACAACAUCAACACCCAAAACUACAUCUUCCACCAGCACUACUUCAACCCCCACUGUGACGACUCUGAAAACUCAUGUCCCAGCACAGAGACAGAUAGCUGCACGACCCUCACCUGGUGGCGUAUUCACACAGUUUGUGAUGAACAAAGCUGGAGCUCUGCAGCAGAAGAUUCCUGGAGUGAGCGCACGCCAGCCUGUGUCAGGGCCACAGAGGUUCAGUAUCAAGCCUACCCCAGUAAUGGUUGUCGCUCCCGUGGUUCCCUCAAGGCCAUCCCCAGCUCAGUGCACAGUCUCACCUGGGGCCACUACAGCCACCACCGCUUCUCCAGUUACUGUGGAAAGCACCAGUGUGGCAGCAUCUACUGUGACCACUCCUAGCCAAACAAGAGCUAAUGAACCUGCCUGCCCUCCUGCAGAUAAAGUCACAGCUGCUCCUGCAACGCCUGCAGUUGGCGCCUGUCCUGCUCCCUCAUCCACUACUCCUCUUGCCACUGUGAACAUAACAAAAGCUACAGGAAUUGUUGCACCAGUAGCAACCACAUCACUCCCUAAAACUGCAGUAACAACACCAACUUGUUCCGUUGUCACAACAUCCACUUCUACGGUUGUACUGACAACAACUGCAACAGCUACAUCUGUGGUGACCACACCAGCUUCCUCUGCUCUCUCUGUCCCAAUUAUACUGUCAGGAGUUAAUUCAGGUCCUUCACUGAAUCCGAAAAGAGAAGAUGCUGCUCCACAAGCUGUAAGUAAGACUCCUCCGAAGAUGUCUUCUGAAACAGAUAAACGUGUGGGACCUCGGUUGUUGCUGAUCCCAGUGCAUCAAACGUCUCCUGCUUUGCGACCGCUGAACAACGCACAGCUUGGUCAGCGGCAGAGGAUGGUUCUUCAGCCUCUCAGGAGCCCUGGUGGUGUGAACUUGUUCAGGCAUCCUAACGGGCAGAUAAUUCAGCUUGUCCCUCUGCAGCAGGUUCGAGCUGCAGGUGCCCAGCCCAGCGUGCAGCCGGUGAUGUUCCGCAAUCCAGGAUCUGUUGUAGGAAUCCGGUUGCCUGCACCUUCUAAGCCUCCUGAGUCACCUGUGUCGCCCACUCCCUCUGUGUCUUCCACUUCUCCUGCCACAAAUCCAGCUGUACAAACUGCAGUACCAAAGUCAUCCCCUACAUCUAACGUAACCACUCAAGCGUCUUCUCUUCUUCCUUCAGUAACAAGUUUUGUGUCACAGGCCGGCACUCUGACUCUGAGAAUCUCUCCUCCAGCUGCUAGCAGCGUGACAAAUCAAACGGCCUCUGAACCUAAAAUAACCUGCAGCUCAGGUGGUCUGCCAGCUACCACUGCUAAUAUCAUACCUUUCCAAUCUGGUAGCUUUGCUUUACUUCAGCUCCCAGGACAGAAAACUGUGCCAAACUCCAUUCUUCACCAUUUUGCAUCUCUUCAGCUGAAGAAGGAUUACAGGAAAAUAUGCAAGAAAGAGGACGUGGGUGCUGCACAGCAGAAAGAGAAUGGGAAGGCUUCGCACUCAGAUGACACUGAAGUUACAGAGUCUGAGGUCACAGUGUCAGAUAAGAAAAAAGAAGAAAAUGAAUUGUCAGUUAACCAGUCCAGUACUGUUGAAGAGUCAGGAUCUGGCACAGUGGCACCUGAUGGAAAUUCCUCUACAUUAGAGACGGUGGAGAAGGACUCAAAGGUGCUGGAGAGCUCAUGUGAUGACAGCUGCUCUUCUCAGCACGAUGUUUCCGCAGAUGUCGUAUCAUCCGACCAUUCGUACAUCAGUGAGAAGCCAAACGAUGAGGAAGAGAAAGAGGCCUCCGAGGAGAAAAAGGAUUCUGUCAGUUCUGAAACUGUAGUGGAGGCUGUUUCAACGAACUGUGAAACUGUUUGUGGGUCAUCAGAUGAGUCUCUGGUUGCUUCUGUGAAUAAUGAACAUCCACAGAGCCUCAAGAUUCAAGAGGCUGCACAGCUGAAGAACCAUGAGAAGAAACAAAUACACGCUGAACAGGAAGAGAAACCAGUAAAAGAGCAGGAAGGAGGUGGACAGACACAGAUGAAGGAGGAUGACAAGGCAAGUUCUGGGCAGUUACAGAGUCAACAAGAGCAAGAUACACAGCUGGAAAUCAAGGAGCAGAGAGGGACUGAACCGUCUCAGAACAUACAAGAAUGCCAGGAUGAUACUGUGCAGCCACAUGUGGAAAGGAAGGAGUUCAAGGGCUCUACAGAAGCAGAAGGCGUAAGAGAGGAAAAAGGGAGUAAGUCUGAAAUCAGUUCUGCAGAAGAGCAAGAUAAGGCUUCAGGAGAAGAGCAUACAGUCAGUACUGAGGAAGGAAAAGCAAACAUAGCUGGGCAGGAAGGCAGUAACAACAAAGAACAAGAUGCUUGUGAUUCUCAGGAAGAAAUGAAAACAGGUCAUGAUAUCGUGACACACGUCAACAGCUCUUGGAGUAAAAUAUCUAGCAUUGUACCUGCUUUAGAAAAUAAAAGUGAGGUGGAUAACAAAGCUGAUACACUUGAGAAAAGCGACUUCCUGCCGCCAGAACAGAGGGCACAGGAACCCAGGCACCAGAAAAAGGAUUAUGUGCCAACUGUUGACAUAACUGCUGAUGAUAUGGAAGAGGAAGAAGAGGAGGAGGAUGACGAGGAUGAUGAUGAUGAAAAAACUGAUGAUUCGGCUGAUGAGAUGCUGGAUGGUGCUUCUGACUUCCCAAGUGAAGAGGAAGUAGAUGUUGAAAAAGUGGAUGCGUGUGAAUACAGUGAGGAUGACGAGCAGCAGGUGGACAUUGAGACCGUGGACGAGCUUUCAGAGAAGAUUAACAUUGCCCGUCUGAAGGCCACAGCUGCUUAUAUCCGACCUUCCAGACAGAAAUACCAUGCUCGUAAUUCUUCGGAUGAAAAAAUAACAGAAAAACGUGCGAAGCAGAAACGUCAGUUCUGGAAGAGAAGGAUGAAGUCUGAGGCAGAAGCCUUUGCUCAUUACCGCCAGACACACACAGCAAACGAACGCCGGCGACGUAAUGAAAUGAGAGACCUCUUUGAAAAGCUGAAGGAAGCUCUGGGGUUACACAACCUGCCCAAGGUCUCCAAAUGCUACAUCCUCAAGCAAGCCUAUGAAGAAAUUCAAGGAUUGACUGAUCAAGCAGAUAAACUUAGUGGCCAGAAGAACUUGCUGACACGCAAACAAGAUAUUUUGAUUCGAAAAGUAUCCACGCUUUCAGGGAAGACAGAAGAGGUUGUCCUGAAGAAGCUGGAAUAUAUCUAUGCCAAACAAAAAGCAGUAGAAGCACAAAAAAAGAAAGAACCACCUGAGCCAGAGCAACCUCUUGUAACCCCAACUGGUAGCAAACAGCAAGAAGAGUCUUCCGCUUCCUCCAGAGAGCUGGUCCAGUUGCCCAUGACAAACAAAAGAGGAAAGCCACUGAUACUCGCCAGAAAAGCACUCCGUCCCAAAGAAGACACCUCCUCCCCUCUUACACUAACUGCUGCAAACCUAGUGAUGACUCCACAGGGGCAGGUGCUGACACUGAAGAGCCCGCUGGUACCAGGGCCCGUCACAGCUGUUCCUUCCACACUGUUGCAAGCUGAGUUAAAGCCUCAGGCUGUCGGUACUACAAUGACAGCGCAGCCAGGUAUUGCUUCUGUGAUGAUUCAGCUGCCAGGAUCAACAGUUCCUGUCCAAGUUAAAGGAAUCCUUACUAACUCUAGCAUUCCCAUUACACUGUCAACUGUUGCUGGAAACCCAGUGCCCUCAACAGUAGGAUCAGCUGCGCAACUCCGUUCAGAAAGCGAAGAUUCAUUCAUGAUGCCAAAGAUCGUUAAUGUAACAUCACUGGCUACUGAGGGACCCAUGAGUCUUGCCCCUACUAGAAACAAAAGAUGUAAUAGAACAACAGCCGUGAGGAGUCGGGCUGCUGGGAAAUCCUUGGUUGGAGCACCCCUUGAAAGCAGGAGUAGCGAUGGCAUCCUUUCAGAAGAAAAAGCCGAGCCAUGUCCUGGAGACAGUGGUGGAGAUGGAAUAAACACCACAGGCCCCACAGAAGUUUUAUUUGAAAAUAAAGAUGCCUUUCCACAGCUGCGGAACGUAUCGUGUACAAAGGAACCUCCAGAGUCCUUGAGCAAAAAGCUCUGCGUUGGUGAGUUUGUAGGAAGUCAAGCCAGGAGGAAAGACGGUGAUCAUGGAGGGGAAGGACUAAAAUCUAAAGAACUGCCGUUCCGUAAACUGCAGAUCAAAGAUUCCAGGAUAGAAAUGGAAUUGAGGAAAGUAGCGUCUGCAAUGGAGGAAGCAGAACUGGAUCCAAGUGACUUACUGAGCAGCAUUGAGGAGAGCGAUGACACUGAUGAAACCCUCACUUCACUGCUUAAUGAGAUUGCCUUCCUCAACCAGCAAUUGAACGAUGAUGCUUCAGCUAUGUCAGAGCUGCCCAGCACUCUAAACUCGGAUUUCUCUCAUGAAGAUGCAGGAGCUCGUCGGGGAGCAGCCGGUGAUCUUACUGCUGCAGAUGGGUCUUCCUUCCAGUUUGGCCAUUUGGGAGGCAGCUUUAAGGACCUUUCUGAAGGUCCGGAGGAUGGUGGCUCUAUAAGCCCUCUCCUGCUGCAGCUGGAAGAUGAUGACCUCACUGACGGGGAGAAGAACUCUGGGGAGCCUUCAUCUGAAGCAGAUGUUCUAAAGAUAGUAAUAGGUGCUGAAAUGAAGGAUCCACUUCCCAAUCUGUCCGCAACCAGUGGUGGGAAUGGCAAAACCAUAACAACCCUGGCAGAGACUGCUAAUGUGACUCCACCAGUUCUGCAGAUGAAAAUGAAUCCAGAAGCCAGUAAUGCUGACACUCUCUGGAGGCCCAUGCCCAAGUUGGCACCGCUUGGCUUAAAAGUGGCAAGUCUGCCAGCGGACUCGGAAGGGCAGGGUAACAAAGUGAUGCCCUUACUGGCACCUGUAGUUGCAAAACUGGCACCCAGUGGGGUAAAAACUUCAUUACCUACAAGUGUUCAAGAAGGGCAGGAUAACAAAGCGAUGCCCUUAUUGGCACCUGUGGUUGCAAAAUUGAACACUACUGGGACCUUGCCUUCAAAUUCAGCAGGCAAAUAA
Molecule: messenger RNA, 7371 nt
Organism: Mesitornis unicolor (brown roatelo)
Lineage: Eukaryota; Metazoa; Chordata; Aves; Mesitornithiformes; Mesitornithidae
Gene: MGA
Product: MGA, MAX dimerization protein
Exons: 20
Coding region: 1-7371 (2456 amino acids)
Biological process (GO): cell fate specification; regulation of transcription by RNA polymerase II
Cellular component (GO): MLL1 complex
Molecular function (GO): RNA polymerase II cis-regulatory region sequence-specific DNA binding; DNA-binding transcription factor activity, RNA polymerase II-specific; protein dimerization activity
Source: RefSeq, a predicted model, not a curated record